Molecule: messenger RNA, 782 nt
Organism: Zingiber officinale
Lineage: Eukaryota; Viridiplantae; Streptophyta; Magnoliopsida; Zingiberales; Zingiberaceae
Product: protein TILLER ANGLE CONTROL 1-like
Exons: 3
Coding region: 39-497 (152 amino acids)
Biological process (GO): morphogenesis of a branching structure
Source: RefSeq, a predicted model, not a curated record
AUGCCAUUCCGUUGGAUUGAUGCAGUACUGGCUCUUCAAUGAAGAUCUUCAACUGGAUGCAUCGCAGAUUGCUCUGCUUCAGCGACUACUCCCAUUUCUCUGAGAACAAAGAAUUGGGCGAGAGAGAAGAGGCAGCGCCGGUGACGGCGGCGGAGACGGAGGCCCUGCUGCUCCAUGACAUGUUGAACGGCAUUCUCGCCAUCGGCACGGUGGGCCGCCACCACCCGCUCAUCUCACGCUGCCACUCUGCCUCCCCCGAGACAGAGGAAGCCGCCGACGACCACGGCCGCGGCCGCGAUAAGGAGGCGGCGGUGUUUAAGAUCAAGGUGUCGGUGGAGGAGGAGACGAGGAGAAUGGAAUUCGUGAAGGUGUGCGAGCUGGCGCACCGCGAAGCGGAGGAGGUCCCCGAGCUCCCACUGCUGAAGCGGGAGCGGCGGCGGACGACGCUGGCUGAUCUCCUCGCCGUCAAGGCUGCCCCGGGGAGUGCGACUGAAUAAAUCUACGCCGAUGACUAUGUAAUUAUCUUAAUUUUUUUACUGAUUUCGCCGUGGAAUCAAUGAUUGAAUGCGAUCCAACACUGCUAGAUCGCAGACGAGCUGGCAGCCAUGGUCGUGCUGAUGGUGGCAUGUAGUUGGACCGGUUAGAUCGAGCCGGGUCCAUUGGUCUGCCGGCAUGUUGGGCGAGUGCAUUUGGUCGAGUGGGUGGUAGGCUCCAGCUGCUUGCUUGGGGUUGUGGCAUGCUCUUUAGACUCCAUAUGUCUCCGUGUCUUGGAUGUGAUUUGU